AUAACCUCUAAACAAAUUUAACCUUUGUUGGAGAAUCUGAGAGCGUUAGCAUUAGUCUCCUUCCUUCAAAGCGUUGAACGUUGCUAGGAUUUGACGUUGACGGUGCACUUCUCAACCUCUUAUUCUCAGUGUGUAAAGGUACCGGUUUUAUUUCUGAUUCUAUGUUAGGAUCUCAAUUUAUCAUUCUUUUUUGGAGUUAGUGUGGGUUGCAACAUGAAAUGAGAAUAAGGUUUGCUCUCAUCUUCGCAUUUCAAAAUAAUAAUAAUUGUAGUAGGGUUGUAGAAAGUAACCUCUUCUAUGAAACGUUUUCAGCUCAAAGUGGCUAUUUAUUCCUUUAUUUUGUUUUAAUAUUCUUUACAGAAAAAAAAACCCUAAAUUGUUGAUCUAAAAGAUAAACCAAAAGAAUUGUAGUUUGUAUGUGAUGAUAAUCUUGGUUACUUGAUUGUGUUUUGAACGUGUGAACGUGGCAGGUAUAUUAUUAAUGCCCGUAGUUAGUAAUUGGGUAUUAUUAUUUCUUGUUAAUUGAUAAAAAAACUCCACUGCCAGUAGUUGUCUUGAGAUUUAUGUGGAUUGAUAGGAGUGGUAUUGUGGGUAUGCAUAACUUAGAUCUGUUUGAAUUAGCUUGCGCCCGUCUGGAUAGGAGUCGCUGUGUAUUGACCUGUUUGAAUGAACUUCUCUAUAAGCUCUUCUACCAGAGAAAACAAGAAGAGAAAAAUGAACUUGACUUCUCCGUAAGUGAAAAUUAGCUUAUACGCAAGUAAAAUUAGAAAAAUUGGAAAAGCUUUAUAAGGAGAGUUUCUUCAAAUUAGCUCUUGCGUAAGCUAAUUUAAACUUUUCUUAUUUUUCUCUUGUAGAAAGGACUUACGGAGAAACUCGUUUUGAUAACUUCUCUAAAAGCUUAUUUUAACUUUGGUACAAGUUAUCGUAAAAAGAAGUUUCUUUCAUUUCUUUAUAUUUUCUUAUUCUGUUAGUACUUAUUGUAAAGUUCAUGUAAACAAGACCAUAUUGUUGUGUCACUUUUUACACGUUUUUAUUGUCAUAGUAUUUUUUUUCUUGGUAGUGGUUUUCAGCUUGAACCUAUACAUACCUAUAAUAUGCUACUACAGAUUGAAACUUUUAAAUAUUUCUAGAGGGUUUAAUUGAUCCCUCUUACUUUCAUAUGUUUAUAAUAAAGUUCUGAUACAAAUGUACAUGGAAGAUUAAGAGUAUGCCUUAGACACCUAGGUGCAGACCUAGGUACUACCCUAGAUACUAGACUAGCACACUACCCUUAAGUAGGCUUAAUGAUGAUACAUAGGGCAAUUAUUCUAACACUCCCCCUCAAGCUGGAGUAUACAGAUUGUAUAUACCAAGCUUGAAACAAAUAAACUCAUUUGACCCAACAUACUCAGUACAUAUUUCUUUAGUUAACAACUUUUCACUAAUAAAAUGACAAUCAAUUUCUAUAUGUUUAGUCCUUUUUGGAUUUGAUGCAAUGUGGAGAGCAUCUUGAUUAUCGCAAUACAUCUUCAUAGUAUGGAUGUCACAUAAGUUAAGCUCUUGAAGGAAUUGUUUCACCCAUAUAAAUUCACAUGUCAGUGACGCCAUUAUCCUAUACUCGGCUUCAGCUGUUGAUCGAGCAACUACAUUCUGUUUCUUGCUUUUCCAUGAAAUAAUGUUUCCUCCAAGGAAAACACAAUAUCCGGUAGUAGAUCGUCUAUCAAUAGGCAAACCUGCCCAAUCUGCAUCGCAGUAUUCAGAGACUUGAAUGUUGUUGAAAUGUAAUAUGUUUUAGAUAUAGACUCUUUAGGAGUCUUCUAUGUUUUUCCUUUGUUUUCACUGUUCCUACUUUCACUGUUGGUUAUGUUUGUAUAAGUAUGAUUAGUGAUGUAUUAGGAAAUAAGAAGAAAUAAUAGAGGUUUUGUUUUAAUCUCUUUCUCUCUAAAUAUUCAAGUUGGUAUCAGAGCCAACCACCGGGGCUCUCUGUCUGACUACCGAUAUCCGCCGCCGCCCCGCCGCCGCCGCCGCCGCCGGUGACUCAUUUUCUCAGGCGAAGUUAGGGGUUUUGUGCGCCUGCUCGAGCGCGACCCAUCCCUGGUGGUCGCUUUCCCUGUUUCCGCUGCACGCGCCGCCACGCGCCUCCUUCCUCCGUCAGACGUCAAGCGCGUACUGUUCACGCGCCGCCUUAUCCUUGCCGGACGAUCAUCGGACCACUGUCGUCCUGUUCGUCUGACUUUCCAGAGCUUCUUUUGGCUCUUAUUUUACUGUUUCAGGGGCUGUAAUUGAUACCUAGGGUUUCCCCCUCAAGUUGGCUCUUAUCUUUUACUGUUUCCAGAUCUCAUUUCUGAUUCUGGACUCCAGAUUCUUCUUACAGAUCUGUCAUGGCAUCUUCUAUUGGAAUUAAUUCCUCUCUAUCUGCUACUCCGAUCAUCACUUCUGCAAAGCUCAAUUGGAGAAAUUAUUUAUCAUGGUCUUCUGCUGUGGAAUUGUGGUUUCUUGGUCAAGGACACCAUGAUCAUCUUGAACAAGACAUUUCUAUGAUUCAAGACGACGAAAAAUCCCAAUGGCAAAAAUUGGAUUUUCAGUUAUGUGCAAUUUUGUGGCAGUCAGUUGAGCAAGAAGUUCUAGAUAUAUUAAGACCCUAUAAGACUUGUUCAUCCUUUUGGAAAAGGGCACAAGACAUAUUUGCUAAUGAUGUACAACGUCUCUUUGAUGCAACUCAAAGAGCAGCAUCUCUAAAGCAAGUCAAUCAUGACAUGGUUUCUCAUAUAGCAAAGGCUAGGGCUGCUGUAGAAGAAUUAAAGAACUUCUUUAUAGCUGAUUCAUUAGAAGGGAUCAAUAAGAAGCUUGACAAGUUUUACAUGGUCCUAAUUCUGAGAAGUUUACACUCAGAUUAUGAUCAUGUACGUGAUCAGAUUUUAGCUGGUGAUCAAAUCCCAUCAAUGGAUGGCUUAGUUACUCGACUUCUUCGAGUACCUACAUCAGUAAAAAAUGAGAAUCCAAUUGAGGUUAUUGAAACAUCAGCCAUGACAAUACCCCAAGGAAGAGGAGUGCCACAAGGGAGAGGAGGAAGCAGAAGCAACCGAGGACGUGGUGGUCGUAGUAUACGUCCUCAAUGCACAUAUUGCAACAAAAUAGGUCAUACUCGGGACAAAUGUUAUAUUUUACAUGGAUAUCCAGACAAAGUUGCUCAUGUUUCUAAAGCUGGUGAUCUAGAAUCCAGAAUUUCAAAUGAAGAAUAUGAAGAAUUUCUCAGAUACAAGUCUGGAAAAUCAUUUAAUCCUGGUCAAUCUUCUGCCAUGACCAGUGUGCCUACAACCAAUCUAUCUAAAUCUGUGGAAGGUCAUAAUCCAUGGAUUCUUGACUCCGGUGCCUCUGACCAUAUCUCUGGUAACAUUUCUUCAUUUUCUUCUAUGUCUUCUCCAAAAAUUCCCCAUCUUAUUACUGUUGCCGAUGGAUCAAAAGUGACAUCUCAAGGAAUUGGCAAAGUUUCCUUAUCUCCUUCACUAAAUUUAAAUUCAGUUUUAUAUGUUCCCCAUUGUCCAUACAAUUUAAUCUCCUUGAGUCAGCUGACUCGUUCCUUAAAUUGUUCCAUAACCUUUACUGCUAAUUCCUUUGUUAUACAGGAACAUGGGACAGGUCGUCUGAUUGGAGAAGGACAUGAGUCUCAAGGACUUUAUUUCUUAAAAUCUUGUUCUUCAGUUUCCUGCUUUACUUCUUCAUCCCCAAAACUUUUGCAUGAUCGUUUAGGCCAUCCAAGUUUGCUCAAGUUGAAGAUGAUGGUUCCAAGUCUCAGAAAUAUUCAAGUCUUAGAUUGUGAGUCUUGUCAAUUAGGAAAACAUGUUAGAUCUUCCUAUCCUAAAAGAUCUGAGACACAUUGUAAUUCUCCUUUUUCAAUUAUUCACUCAGACAUUUGGGGACCUAGUCGUGUUACGUCAUUUGGUUUUAAUUAUUUUGUAACUUUUAUUGAUGAAUUCUCUCGGUGUACUUGGGUUUAUUUAAUGAAAGAGAGAUCUGAACUUUUGUCUAUUUUUAAGUCUUUUCUUAAUGAAAUUAAGAACCAAUUUGGGAAGACAAUUAAAAUUCUUCGAAGUGAUAAUGCUAAGGAAUAUUUCUCUGCAGCAUUUUCUUCUCUCUUAUCUUCCCAAGGAAUUUUACACCAGUCAACAUGUCCUCAUACUCCACAACAAAAUGGCAUUGCAGAGAGAAAGAAUAGACAUCUCAUUGAAACUGCACGUUCCUUGAUGUUGAAUACUAAUGUUCCUGUACAUCAUUGGGGCGAUGCAGUCCUUACUGCCUGUUUUCUUAUCAAUAGGAUGCCUUCUUCCUCUCUUAACAAUAAAAUUCCUCACUCUGUCAUUUUUCCCAAUGACACUUUGUAUCAUGUUUCCCCACGAGUAUUUGGGUGUACGUGUUUUGUUCAUAAUGUCUCUCCAGGUCUUGAUAAACUCUCAGCAAAAGCUAUCAAGUGUGUUUUCUUAGGAUACUCUCGUCUUCAGAAAGGGUAUAAAUGUUAUUCUCCCUCCACCGGGAGAUAUUAUAUGUCAGCAGAUGUCACAUUCUUUGAGGAUAAACCAUUUUUUUCUUCCUCCAUGGAGGAUCGUUCUUAUGUUCAACAAAUGUUUCCUUUGCCAACAUGUGAUCCUUUAGUUAUUCCUGAUUCUGUACCUCAAACUCAAAAUCCAAAUGACAUUGUUCCUCCACCUCUUAUCACAUAUCAGCGUCGGACACAAUCUUCAACUCCAAACACUGAAGAUCCUCGAGACUCAGUUCCUCCUCCAUCAGAUCACCAUACCAUGGAUCCUUCAUCCUCUUCACCUUCUACUGAUUCAGAUGAUAACUGGCCCAUUGCCCUUCGGAAAGGUAUUCGGUCUACUCGUAAUCCAUAUCCUAUUUAUAAUUUUGUGAGUUAUCAUCAAUUGUCUCCUUCAUAUUUCUCUUUUGUUUCCUCGUUAUCUUCCACUAAAGUUCCUAAUAAUAUUCAUGAGGCAUUUGGUCAUUCUGGUUGGCGACAAGCCAUGGUUGAUGAAAUGAUGGCUCUUGAACACAAUAGCACUUGGGAUCUUGUCCCUCUUCCUCCUGAUAAGAAGGCUGUUGGUUGUAGAUGGAUAUAUACUAUUAAAGUUGGUCCUACUGGUAAAAUUGAUCGUCUUAAAGCUCGGCUAGUAGCUAAGGGCUAUACUCAAGUUUAUGGCCUUGACUAUAGUGAUACUUUCUCUCCUGUGGCUAAAACCAGUACAGUUCGUAUUUUGCUUGCUAUGGCUGCUAUUCGUCAAUGGCCUCUUUAUCAGUUAGACAUUAAAAAUGCCUUUCUUCAUGGUGAUCUGGAAGAGGAAAUAUACAUGGAGCAACCUCCUGGAUUUAUUGCUCAGGGGGAGUCUGGCUUGGUUUGUAAGUUACGUCGUUCUCUCUAUGGCUUGAAGCAAUCACCUCGAGCUUGGUUUGGUAAAUUUAGUCAGGUAGUGCAAAGGUUUGGAUUGAAACGAUGUGAGGCAGAUCAUUCAGUGUUUUAUGGUCACUCUUCUCCUGACAAAUGUGUUUAUCUCAUGGUGUAUGUUGAUGAUAUUGUUAUUACAGGAAAUGACAUAUCCAGAAUUACUCAGUUAAAGAAUCAUCUGUUCAACCACUUUCAAACUAAAGAUCUGGGUCGUCUAAAAUAUUUUCUUGGUAUUGAAGUGGCACAGUCAAAAGAUGGUGUCAUCAUUUCACAAAGGAAAUAUGCUCUUGACAUUUUAGAAGAAACAGGUCUAACAAAUUGCAAGCCCAUUGAUAGUCCUAUGGAUCCAAAUCAAAAGUUAAUGAGAGAUCAGGGUGAACUCUUCUCAGACCCAGAGAGAUAUAGAAGGCUAGUUGGAAAACUCAUCUAUCUCACCAUAACAAGACCCGAUCUUUCUUAUUCAGUUGGAAUUGUGAGUCAAUUUAUGCAAAAUCCACAUGUUGAUCAUUGGAAUGCAGUGCUUCGCAUUCUCAGAUACAUAAAAGGAAGCCCAGGACAGGGACUAUUGUAUGAGAACAAGGGAAACACUCGAAUCGAAGGAUAUUGUGAUGCAGAUUGGGCUGGUAGUCCAAUUGAUCGAAGAUCGACUACAGGAUAUUGUGUUUUACUCGGUGGGAACCUUGUAUCUUGGAAAAGUAAGAAACAAAAUGUUGUUGCCCGAUCUAGUGCUGAAGCUGAAUACCGAUCUAUGGCUCUAACUACAUGCGAACUUGUGUGGAUUAGACAACUUCUUCAAGAAUUGAAAUUUUGUGAAAAUGAGCAAAUGAAACUGUACUGUGACAAUCAAGCAGCUCUUCACAUUUCUUCCAAUCCUGUGUUUCAUGAGAGAACGAAACACAUAGAAAUUGACUGUCAUUUUAUUAGGGAGAAGUUAUUAUCCAAGGAACUAGUUACUGAAUUUGUCAAUUCUAAUGAACAACUUGGAGACAUUCUGACCAAAUCUCUAAGGGGGCCUAGAAUUCAAUUCAUAUGUUCCAAGCUUGGUGCAUAUGAUUUAUAUGCUCCAGCUUGAGGGGGAGUGUUGAAAUGUAAUAUGUUUUAGAUAUAGACUCUUUAGGAGUCUUCUAUGUUUUUCCUUUGUUUUCACUGUUCCUACUUUCACUGUUGGUUAUGUUUGUAUAAGUAUGAUUAGUGAUGUAUUAGGAAAUAAGAAGAAAUAAUAGAGGUUUUGUUUUAAUCUCUUUCUCUCUAAAUAUUCAAGUAAUGUUUCCUUUA
Vigna angularis (adzuki bean) is the source of this 6691-nucleotide messenger RNA. RefSeq names its product retrovirus-related Pol polyprotein from transposon RE1. The coding region runs from base 2361 to 6488 and encodes 1375 amino acids. Gene Ontology annotation, molecular function: nucleic acid binding. The transcript has 2 exons. Gene Ontology annotation, biological process: DNA integration. NCBI's taxonomy places the organism in Eukaryota, Viridiplantae, Streptophyta, Magnoliopsida, Fabales, Fabaceae. The record is from RefSeq and is a predicted model, not a curated record.